AUGUCUCCAUGUUUGUCUCUCCUGGUGUUGCUGGCGUCUGUCGUUUUAGCAAAAAGCUUUUUAAGCAAGAAGCCUCGUUGUUACCUGCCGCCUCCACGCAAACACCACUUUGGAGUCAAAACCGCAGCCAGGCCUCAUGAGCUGCUGAACCUGGCCUUGCUGCCAAAGUCCUGGGACUGGAGGAACGUGAACGGCGUCAACUACGUGAGCGCCACUCGGAACCAACACAUCCCUCAGUACUGCGGGUCCUGCUGGGCUCACGGCAGCACCAGCGCCAUGGCAGAUCGCAUCAACAUCAAGCGGCGAGCGGCGUGGCCUUCAGCCUACCUGUCCGUGCAGCACGUGUUGGACUGUGCCGCCUCGGGCACCUGUCACGGCGGGGACCACGGCGGCGUGUGGGAGUACGCCCACAAGCACGGCAUCCCCGACGAGACCUGCAACAACUACCAAGCCAUCGAUCAGAAAUGCCACCCUUUCAACGCGUGCGGGACGUGUGUGACGUUUGGCGAGUGCAGCAAGGUGCAGAACUACACUUUGUGGCGAGUCGGCGACUUUGGCGCCAUCAGCGGAAGGGAGAACAUGAUGGCGGAAAUCUACUCCAAAGGACCAAUCAGCUGCGGCAUCAUGGCCACAGAGAAACUGGACGCCUACACGGGAGGACUGUACAUGGAGUACAUGGAGCAUCCUGAAGUCAACCACGUCGUGUCAGUGGCUGGGUGGGGGGUCGAAAACGGCACCGAGUACUGGAUCGUGCGGAACUCGUGGGGGGAGCCGUGGGGCGAGAGAGGCUGGCUGAGGAUUGUGACGAGUGCCUACAAAGGAGAGAGUGGGCCUCUCUACAACCUGGCUGUGGAGGAGGACUGCAUGUAUGGAGAUGUUCUCAUGCCAUCACAGCACUCGUAGAUUUAGCUGCAUUUGGUCGUCUUGUU
Messenger RNA from Dunckerocampus dactyliophorus (ringed pipefish), 929 nucleotides. RefSeq names its product cathepsin Z-like. Gene Ontology annotation, molecular function: cysteine-type endopeptidase activity. The transcript is spliced from 6 exons. Lineage: Eukaryota; Metazoa; Chordata; Actinopteri; Syngnathiformes; Syngnathidae. Bases 1 to 903 code for a protein of 300 amino acids. Gene Ontology annotation, cellular component: lysosome. The record is from RefSeq and is a predicted model, not a curated record.